This is a messenger RNA of Procambarus clarkii (red swamp crayfish), 804 nucleotides long. NCBI's taxonomy places the organism in Eukaryota, Metazoa, Arthropoda, Malacostraca, Decapoda, Cambaridae. The record is from RefSeq and is a predicted model, not a curated record.
AUGACGGAUAAAGAAACCGUGCUUGCUGAGCCCAACAGGUUCGAGACUGCACCUAGUCCACUUCCACAUCUGGCACCCCCAUUCUCAGAGUCCAGACUGGACCAUGAGCCACCAGUGUUACUCUCAGAGUCCAGGCUGGACCAUGAGCCACCAGUGUUACUCUCAGAGUCCAGGCUGGACCAUGAGCCACCAGUGUUACUCUCAGAGUCUAGGCUGGACCAUGAGCCACCAGUGUUACUCUCAGAGUCUAGGCUGGACCAUCAGCCACCAGUGUCACUCUCAGAGUCUCGGCUGGACCAUCAGCCACCAGUGUCACUCUCAGAGUCCAGGCUGGACCAUGAGCCACCAGUGUUACUCUCAGAGUCCAGGCUGGACCAUCAGCCACCAGUGUCACUCUCAGAGUCCAGGCUGGACCAUCAGCCACCAGUGUCACUCUCAGAGUCCAGGCUGGACCAUCAGCCACCAGUGUCACUCUCAGAGUCCAGGCUGGACCAUCAGCCACCAGUGUCACUCUCAGAGUCCAGGCUGGACCAUCAGCCACCAGUGUUACUCUCAGAGUCUAGGCUGGACCAUCAGCCACCAGUGUCACUCUCAGAGUCCAGGCUGGACCAUCAGCCACCAGUGUCACUCUCAGAGUCAAGGCUGGACCAUCAGCCACCAGUGUCACUCUCAGAGUCCAGGCUGGACCACCAGCCACCAGUGUCACUCUCAGAGUCCAGGCUGGACCAUCAGCCACCAGUGUCACUCUCAGAGUCCAGGCUGGACCAGGCACAAGAGUCUUUCACUGGAGAACACACAGCAUGA